GGAGUGACCGCGAGUCAGACGUUUUGGUACAUAUUGUUCACGGACGUUUCUGAAAACUAGAACUGAUAUAAUGUCAACAACUAGAAAAAAACGAGCUUUCCGCGCUUAUUUGUAGCGAGUAGCCUACAACAUAAAGAGUUGGCUGUCACAAAGGGUUGGUCAAGCAAGCUCUGUUAUGAAUUAUUGCUGAUCAGGGUGCCUUCAAUCUGUCACUGCAACAUUUAGUUUACAGCAACAAGGAACACUUUCAAUUCUCCAGUAUUCUAUUCUCAGGUCUAAUGCAAACCACCAAACCCACCUCCCACCAGUCUGAUGUGGCAAGGAAUCGGAAUGGAUGUAUUUCCUGGACGGAGUAAAAUAUGACAUCUCGGGUUGUACUUAUAUCCGUGUUGCUGCUGUUGUGGUGUCACUGUCGCCAUGUUUUGGGCUCCGGUGAUUCUGGGACCGGGAUAGUUCCGUCUCCAGACCGAUCCGCCGACGGUGCUGAUCUGCUCUCUAUGGGGACCAUGGUGGACACACACUCCGCGAUGUUACGUCAGGGAAACACAGACGAGUGUGACAUUGUGAUGAACCUGAGUGCUGCUGAUCGAUGUGCGUUUGUGAAGGCCACUCCAGACUGCAGUAUGGAAGACAGCUUCAUCAACUACCUCAAGAUGGCCUUCUGUCUACUACCACCCAACCUAACACCCCUCACUAUCACACUCUGCAUUAUCUGGUUGUUAAUCUUGUUCAUAGUUCUCGGACUGACGGCAUCAAAGUUCUUCUGUCCCAACCUCUCAGCCAUCUCCUCCAGCCUUCGACUCACACACAACGUGGCUGGUGUGACGUUCCUGGCGCUAGGAAACGGAGCUCCAGAUGUCUUCAGUGCCACUGUGGCCUUCUCCCGUCCACACACCGCUGGCCUGGCUAUAGGAGCACUGUUUGGAGCGGGUAUCUUUGUAACCACGGUGGUCGCCGGGUCUGUGUCAUUGGUCAAACCCUUCACUGUAGCGUCCCGCCCCUUCCUGCGGGAUGUCAUCUUCUACAUGGCUGCAGUCUUCUGGACCUUCAUCAUCCUCUACAGAGGAACUAUAUCACUGGGAGAGACACUAGGGUACCUUGGGCUGUAUGUGGUGUAUGUGGUAACAGUCAUUGUGAGUGCCUACAUCUAUAGUCAUCAGAAACACUCAGCAACUAGAAGUUCCACCCAGAGCUCAACACACGCACCAGCUGACACACACGUACCAGAGCUCCAGACGUCUGAGUCAGACCAGGCUCCUCUUUUAUCUAAUGGCAGCAUCCAGGAGGGCUAUGAUAGUGAGUACCGUCCCCUGCUCCCCUACUGUGAGUCGACCAGUUCCAUCCUGCUGAAUUCUCUAAACCCGGUGGACAGCAGGACCUGGAGGAGGAAGACCUGGCGCUGGAGGACUGUGAAAAUACUGAAGAUGCCACUGGAGUUGCUGCUGCUGUUGACUGUUCCAGUGGUGGAUCCUGACAAAGAAGACAGGAACUGGAGAAGACCAUUAAACUGCCUCCACCUUGUCACUGCGCCGCUGGUUUGUGUGCUCACCUUCAGCUCCGGAGAGUACGGUUUGUAUCUGAUCGAGGGUCAGUUUCCUGUCUGGGCGUUGACGUUGCUCUUUGGCCUCUUCCUCUCUGCCAUAGUCUUCCUCACCACUUCUAAUGACCAGCCACCGGCAUACCACUUAGUGUUCUCUCUGUUGGGCUUUGUGGUGAGUGCGAUGUGGAUCAGUGCUGCAGCCUCGGAGGUGGUCAGUAUCCUGCACAUGCUCGGUGUGGUCCUUAGUCUUUCCAACAAUUUACUGGGUCUCACACUGCUGGCCUGGGGAAAUAGCAUUGGGGAUUGUUUUUCUGACAUCACCAUCGCUCGCCAGGGCUACCCACGGAUGGCAUUAUCAGCCUGCUUUGGGGGAAUCAUCUUUAACAUGCUGAUUGGAGUGGGCAUUGGCUGUCUGAUACAGAUGUUUAACAACGAACCAGUGGUGACGUUGGAACCAGAGGGUUUGUUGACCUGGGUUCUAGCAGGUUCUCUGGGUCUCUCUCUGGUCUUCUCCUUCAUCCUAGUUCCUCUGCGUUGUUUCCACCUGGGCCGGGCCUAUGGAAUCUUCCUCCUGCUCUUCUAUGCAGUCUUCCUCCUGGUUGCGCUGCUCACAGAGUUCGGCUUUAUCCACACCUGAAGCCUGUACGAGAUGGUUUGGACCAGUCUGAUAGAGCCAUCUGUGAAUACUGACCAGACGGGUUCGAGACCUGAGAGACUUUCCUCUUCCUGGGAGAGAUGGAGUCACAGCCAAUCACACUGUGCCUUAACGGAGUUGGAACCAAUCAGACUGUGAUUUAACUUUUGUCUGUUUACACUGACUAUAUUUUUUAUAUUUAGAUCGCCAUUAGCUGUUACAUAAGGACCAGCUUCUCUUACUGGGGUCCACACAAAACAAUUACACACAUAUACAGAAAUAACAGUAACACACAGUUUUAAAGUAACCCAUGUACUGACAAGGAGUAAAAAAAAUUUUAAAAAAAUGCAGUAGCACUUUAAGGGAAUUUUCUCCUUUAAAUCAAUGUGAAUGUAGUGUCUUGUAGUGAGAAAAACUGCCGUCUGGAAUGGUUGAUGUGAGUCAAUUGUAUAAAAUGUGCUCUUUUGUGGGCCUCCCGAGUGACACAGUAGUGCUACCUGUGCCACUAGAGAUUCUGGGUUCGAGUCCAGUUUCUUUCGCAGUCGGCCACAACCCGAGAGACCCAUGGGGCGGUGCACAAUUGGCAGGGAUGUCCUUGUCCCACCGCGCACCAGUGACUCCUGUCGCAGGACGGGCGCAGUGCACACGGAGAAGGUCCCCAGGUGUACAGUGUUUCCUCUGACACAUUGGUGUGGCUGGCUUCCGGGUUAAGUGGGCAUUAUUGUGUCAAGAAACAGUGCAGUUUGGUCGUGUUUCAGAGGACGCACUGUUCUCG
Messenger RNA from Oncorhynchus tshawytscha (Chinook salmon), 2949 nucleotides. RefSeq names its product mitochondrial sodium/calcium exchanger protein. Lineage: Eukaryota; Metazoa; Chordata; Actinopteri; Salmoniformes; Salmonidae. The record is from RefSeq and is a predicted model, not a curated record. Gene Ontology annotation, molecular function: calcium:sodium antiporter activity. Gene Ontology annotation, biological process: intracellular calcium ion homeostasis; calcium export from the mitochondrion. Gene Ontology annotation, cellular component: membrane. The transcript has 15 exons. Bases 360 to 2177 code for a protein of 605 amino acids.